AUGUCGUCUGCUUCCAUUACGAUCGAUCCUAAUGGAGACGUCGUGAUCGUGUUGAGAGCUCCUCAGCACGAGGAUGCGAACACUCCCAAAGCCGUUACGCCGCCUACCGUUGAGACAACAGUGGAUACAACCGCUGAAGAUCCCUCUGUAGCGCCUGAAAAGACGCCAACCAAAUCGCCCGCCAAGACAUCUUCGGAAACAUCUACUGAGACGCCUACCGAGACGCCAAUUCAGGCGACUACCGAGACGGCUACAGAGACUACUGCCAAGUCUGUCGAGGAUGAUGCCACCCAGAGUACUUCUCCAACACCUGCCGAGGCCCCUACAGAAACAUCCACAGAGACAUCAGCUGAGCCGUCUACAUCGUCACCUACUGAGACGCCUGCAGAGACGCCCGCAGAGACACCUUCCCAAACGCCGUCUAUCGGCACAAGAUCUGAGUCUAAUGAGACUACCCAGACUGUCACCCAAAAUGCCCAAAACCAGCCUACUGAGAGACACUUCAUCUGCUCAAAAAAGCACAUCACAUUCGCAUCACGCCGCGCAGCAAGACAACUCACAGAAGACAAAUGGACGUUGGACAAAGACUUCCCUCUGGAACCCUUGACUAUCGUUCUCAAGAUCAUCCACGGCAAAACUCGCGACAUUCCCGAGACUGUGACCUUGGAUCUUCUGGCCGAUAUUGCUUCUAUCGUGUAUUACCUGGAAUGCCACGAUGCUCUUACCUUCUUCGGCAGAAACUGGCUUUCGCGUUACUCUACUAUCAACCUUCUCUGCUUUAUGGAUAAGACGCUGGCUCAGCUUAUCCAUAUUUCUUCUGUCUUCGAGAAUGCCUCUCUUUUCGAGAAUGUUACCAGGAUCGCUAUUAAGAGUAGUUCUCAAGUUGUGCCGACCUAUAACCUACCAAUACAGUCGGAUAUUCUGGCUGCUAUCGGAAGCAAAAGCUCGGCUCUCAUCAAAAUCCUUAUUGACGGGCUUAUCGACAUCCAGUCAAAGCUACUGUGUCAAAAGCUUGGCUGUAGUUACGGCUGCAGAUCUAUGUUGUUGGGAUCUUUGAUGCAAGCGAUGAACGCAGCCUCCAUCUAUCCACCACCCGCACCACCAAGCCCCUUCUUGAUCCUUGGCAGUGUCAUAUUCUCGUUACGCUCAGCUCUCUCUCCCAAAUACUUCAGUUCCGAUACCGAUGGACCGUCCUCUCAACAUUCGGGCAAGUGGACUCUAACAAUGUGGCCCGAGCAGAAGGUUCAGCCAACCGGGGAAAAGGCUCCAGCUUCCAAUCUUUUUGGCACUACGCCGGCGACAGCGCCUGCAACAACAUCGAACCUGUUUGGCCCAAAGGUUACAGUCGCCGCUACUCCGCCCGUAGAGUCUGCUAGUAACAUUUUUGGUCCAAAGCCUACUGCCGCUGCUACUCCGUCUACAGGUUCUGCUAAAAACAUGUUUGGCCGGCCUAUCGCCGAAGCCAAGGGCAGCGGUACAUCGAAUAUCUUUGGUCCAAAGUCUACACCCGCAACAAAGGUGAAUGAUAAGCCUGUUUCCCAACCAACAGGUACCGGGUUUUAUGGUGACACGACUACUAGUGAUCCAGAUCAGCCGUGGGCCAUUGUUCGACAUCAUUGCUGUUUGCAGGACUUUAUGCAUCCGCUGUUGGAUGAAGUGGAGGCUAAGAUUGCAGGGCUGAAGCUUGCGGACUUUGCGCGACCUUAG
Fusarium coffeatum is the source of this 1707-nucleotide messenger RNA. RefSeq lists its product as uncharacterized. Lineage: Eukaryota; Fungi; Ascomycota; Sordariomycetes; Hypocreales; Nectriaceae. The transcript is spliced from 2 exons. The record is from RefSeq and is a predicted model, not a curated record. The coding region runs from base 1 to 1707 and encodes 568 amino acids.